CCACCUCUGCCUCCAACCACCUUCAUUCUACCAGCAGGAGGAAUGGCACUUCCUGUGACCCAACUCCUGUUCCUCCAGCUUGUUCUAGCACCAACUUGGGUUGAAAACAUCGAGCUCCAGGUGGCCAUUGAGAACUUCCGCACCUUACACAUCGACUAUCCCAGGGCUAACUACGCAAAAGGCUUCCGCGGCUACUGUAACGGUCUGAUGGCCUACGUGCGGGGCAGGCAACAGACCUGGCACUGCCCAAAGGUCCACUAUGUGCUACAUGCCCCUUGGAAAGCCAUCGGGAAGCUCUGCAAGUACAGCGAGAGCUUCUGUGAGAAUUACAAUGAAUACUGCACUCUCACCCAAGACUCCUUCCCCCUCACCAUCUGCAAACUAAACAAGGGAGACACGCCCACCAGCUGCCACUACAACGGCACUCUGACCAACCAGAGGCUCUAUCUGCUCUGCUCCCAGCAGUACGAUGCUGAGCCGAUGGAUAUCAUUGGCCUCUACUAGGCAAGGGAGGCUUUUGGUCUGAA
Molecule: messenger RNA, 527 nt
Organism: Camelus dromedarius (Arabian camel)
Lineage: Eukaryota; Metazoa; Chordata; Mammalia; Artiodactyla; Camelidae
Gene: RNASE13
Product: ribonuclease A family member 13 (inactive)
Exons: 1
Coding region: 43-504 (153 amino acids)
Biological process (GO): defense response to Gram-positive bacterium
Molecular function (GO): nucleic acid binding
Source: RefSeq, a predicted model, not a curated record